CAAUCGGUCUUGGAGCCGCCUGCAGCUCCUCCAUCAUCCAAUCAGUGAUCUAUUCCGAAAAAAGGAAACAAACUUUUUUAAAAUCAAAUCCGAUUUUUUAAAAACCGAACUCGUUUUUUUUUACGAAACCGUUUCCGAGGAAACCCUUUCACCCACCAAGGACAUCAGUUGUAGACCGCUAACCGUAGCCGACACAACUGUACCCUUCUAAGCCAAGCUUAGAGAAAAAAAACUCAACCGAAAAGCCAAGAAAUUUCCAUUUCCUUUUUGCUACGCGCACAAGAAGCCAAAAAACCCCUGAACUAUAGAAUGGUAGAAGGUGAUUCCGCAAAGGGCAAAAACGAAUCCUAUAAUGUAGAAGCUGGACUACAACCCAACUACAACCAGAGCGCAGCAAGCAACCAAGCCACCAACUCGCCCAGCCACCAUCCAGGCCAGGGAAACGCGAAUCCUCACAUCGACAACCGUGCGAUCAUCCAGCCGUACUCGCUGAGCGUUGGCCCCAAACAGCCGGAAUACCAAUUUGCGGCGGACAAUCGCGGCUACGAGUCCGAUAGCCACGUUACCAAUGGCAAGCAGCAGGACGUAGAGCGUGCCGCCGGUGACGCCUCCGAUGGCGGACAUGUUUCCGGCGGAGGUGGUGGCGGAGGCGGUCCCGGCAAGGGCCGCAAGAAGUCGGCACCCUUGCCGGAGCCCACAGCACCGAUAGUCGCCAACUUUGAGCGGGCCAUCGAGCUGUGCGGCUAUGGCAAGUUCCAUUAUAUUUUGCUGGCCAUCUGCGGACUGGUCAGCACCUCGGAGGAGAUGGACGUCAUUUCGAUGUCCUUCAUCCUGCCGUCGGCGGAAUGUGAUCUGGACUUGAACACGGAGACCAAGGGCUGGCUGAACUCGAUCAUCUUCAUUGGCAUGAUGGUGGGAGCGUACUUCUGGGGCAGCAUAGCCGAUUCCUUUGGCCGGAAGAAGGUGCUCAUCGUCAUCUCGUUCAUGAAUGCCUUCUGCAUCGUCGCCUCCUCCUUCUCGCAGAGCUACUCCUUCUUUAUGCUGUUCCGGUUUCUCAAUGGUGCAGCUCUGGGCGGCAGUGGUCCUGUGAUCUGGUCAUACUUUGCCGAGUUCCAGCCCAAGGCCAAGCGCGGCUCCAUGCUGAGCUUCAUGGCCGCCUUCUGGACGUUCGGCAACCUGUUCGUGGCCAGCCUGGCCUGGCUCAUCAUCCCGACGAACAUCGGCUUCAUCACCGCCUAUUUCACGUACAACUCGUGGCGUAUCUUCCUGCUGGUCUGCUCCCUGCCCUCGUUCCUGGUCGGUUUCCUGCUCUUCUACCUGCCGGAAUCCCCCAAAUUCCUGCUGACCCGCGGCAAAAAGGAUCGCGCCCUGGCCAUCUUCCGUGGCAUUUUCGUGACGAACACCAAGCGCCGGCCGGACGAGUACAUGGUCUAUGACCUGGAGGUCGACGAGAAGCUGCUGGAGAGCUCGGCCAGUGUGAAGAACAAGUAUUCCCGCAUGAUUAGCGGUAUGGUGGAGCACAGCAAGGCCCUCUUCCAGUCGCCCAUCCUGCGCUUCACCAUCGUCUCGAUCACGAUCAACUUUACAUUCCACAUUGGCUACUACGGCCUGUUGAUGUGGUUCCCGGAGCUGUUCAACCGGUUCGAGGAGUACGAGAAGGCCUUCCCCGGCCAGUCGGCCGGCGUCUGCACCGUCACCGAUUACGUGGUGAAUGUGACCCGCAUGGAGGAGUCCACGAACGCCACCUGCUCCUCGGAGAUCCCACAAUCGGUCUUCAUGGAGUCCCUGAUAUCGCUGGCCUCCGCCCUGCCGGCCAACCUGCUGGCCAUUCUGGGCAUGGACAUGCUGGGCAGGAAGUUCUUCCUGAUCGCCGGCACAAUGACGGCCGGCAUCUGUUCGGCAUUGAUGUACUUCGUCCGCAGCUCCUUGCAGAACCUGAUCGUCUCGGCGAUCUUCAGUGGCGCCAUCUCGGCGGCCAACGCAGCCCUCGACUGCCUCAUUACCGAAGUAUUCCCCACCAAGCUGCGCGCCACCGGCGUGGCCAUUUCGAUGGUGGCGGCCCGUCUGGGCGGCAUCAUCGGCAACAUCGUGAUCGCCCAGCUGCUGGACAACUACUGUCCAUCCCCAACGUUUAUCGUUUCGGGCCUGCUCAUCGGCGGCGGUCUCAUGUGCCUGCUCCUGCCGAACACGACGCGCAAGGAACUCAACUAAUCACCCUUAGUCGCCCCUAAACCUUCCUCCAUCCACCGAUCGGCAAUAGAACCUAAUCCAUAAACCAAAAACAUAGAGACACCUGGCUUAGCUUUGAGCUUUGAUGGCAUUUCCCAUCUCUAAUUUCACCUUUCCUUCUGUAUCCUUUCUCUUUCAAAAGCCUAAAAGCUCGAUCUUUAAGAGAGCUUUAAACUUGCUCUUUCCUAUCUCUUUCUUUAAUCACUAACCUCAAACUCAAAGAGAAAGCUCUAUGUAAACCACACUUUCCUGCAGUGUAACUGCAUCUGUGUAUAUAUGGUGUUACCCGAUAUAUAGUAUAUCGUCAGUAAUUUAAACAAUAGCGAUAAAGAUUUCUUUGUGUGUCUAAUUGAGAAGAGCCUCACCCACAGCCAUGAGUCGAAAACUUAAAAAAAAAAACAUAAAAUAUUCAUCUAAAAUCAGGUAGUUAAGUCUGGAAAAGCCAACAAGAAAAACAUAUCAGUACACUAGAAAAAAAACUAACCAAUAGUCCAAAACUGAAGAUCCAAACCAAAGCCCUACAUAGACCACCACCCCUCCAAGCCCAGAAUUUAAUUCCAGAUUUGAGACAGUAUUUUUUCGCUCAGUGCUGCGAAACAAAAAACACAAAACAAAUAGAAAACACAAAAAAAAAGCAUACGCAAGGAUGAGAAAACGAAAACCCAAGCCAGCGAGAAGAUAUAGAAGGUAGGAUCGGUAGCGAUCGAUGUAUAUGUAUUGUAUGUACGAUGUGUAUUUUGUGUAGUUGUGGUAGUGAGUAUAUAAUACUAUAUAUUUUGGCAAGCGCCGGCGCCGGCUGAAGCAGCAGCAGCACAAGCGUGGCUGGUGGCAGCGGAUAACGAUACCAAAAUCGAUAAUAAUCGAUAAACACAGAACGUAUAAUCGAAGCAGUUAGCUACCUACCCACCACCAGCCCGCCUUCUGCUGCCUGUUAUUGUUGUUAUUAUUGCUAUUAUUAAUGCAUAUGAUAUAUGCGUAUGUGUCUUACAUUACGUAUUAAACAUUAUUAUUAUUACUAUAAAACAAACAAAAAAACUAAAACUAAAAUAAAUGAGAAAAAAACAUACAUAUAUCAAGUACCAUUUUCUAUAACAUAUACACGCAUAUCUAUACCAAUUUUUUUUUUGUUUUUUUUCGUAGUCGUCAUGUAGGACCAAAGCACAGGAAGUGAAAGAAUAUUUGUAAAACUUAGUUACGUUAUUAAAAGUUACGCUAUAUAUACAUACAACAACAAAUCCCUAAUAAAAAAGAACAAACCAAAA
Drosophila bipectinata is the source of this 3491-nucleotide messenger RNA. Its product is annotated as synaptic vesicle glycoprotein 2C. Gene Ontology annotation, biological process: transmembrane transport. NCBI's taxonomy places the organism in Eukaryota, Metazoa, Arthropoda, Insecta, Diptera, Drosophilidae. Gene Ontology annotation, cellular component: membrane. Gene Ontology annotation, molecular function: transmembrane transporter activity. The record is from RefSeq and is a predicted model, not a curated record.